Molecule: messenger RNA, 963 nt
Organism: Portunus trituberculatus (swimming crab)
Lineage: Eukaryota; Metazoa; Arthropoda; Malacostraca; Decapoda; Portunidae
Exons: 1
Coding region: 1-963 (320 amino acids)
Molecular function (GO): nucleic acid binding
Source: RefSeq, a predicted model, not a curated record
AUGGAGAGACCUGCCGCCGCCACCCCUCAGAGUGCUCGUCUUCGCAGCCAAGCAAAGGAAAUGAUUUACAACGUAAAUCGAUAUUUCUUGGAUGAGAAAGCCAACCGAGGACCUUUACUGCCAGUCACGCAAGCUCUUGCUCGGACAGCCAGUGCCACUAAAGUAAGCCAAAGUACAGUUAAAAGAAUUUGCUCAAAACUAAACCAGCAAUGGGAGACAGAAGAUGAACAUCAAAAGCCUGUGUUCCAUUCACCGAAAAAAACUCAGCCGGCAACAGUGACAAAUUUCGAUGAUUUUGAUCAGUGUGUCCUGAGAAGAACUGUUUUGGAGUUAUAUGAAAGGAAGGAAAUCCCUACAGUUUCCAAAAUCACGGAGAUUCUCCGGGAAAAAAUAUCCUACAAAGGCAGCGUCGAGUCCCUUCGAAAAGUAUUAUUGAAAAUAGGAUUUAAAUUUUCGAAGAUUGAUGGCCGCAAGUUCCUUAUGGAGCGAAGUGAUGUGGCACUGACUCGCACCAGAUUUUUAAGACAAAUGCGGCAGUGCAAACAGUCAUUUGAAAACUAUGUUUACCUUGAUGAAACAUGGGUAAAUCAAAACUACACUGUCGGAAAAUGUUUGAUUGACACCUCUUCUGACAAAGCAACAGGAGUGAACCCGCCUACUGGUAAAGGAAGCAGAUUGAUUAUUGUCCAUGCAGGAACCAAAGAAGGGUUUGUUCCGAAUGCAAGGCACAUUUUCCAGGCGAAAAAUGACGGCGACUACCACAAGCAGAUGAAUGCUACAGUGUUUCAAGAAUGGUUUGAGACUAAGCUGCUCCCAAAUAUCCCCCAGAACUCAGUCAUUGUGAUGGACAAUGCAUCCUAUCAUUCUGUUCAUCUAGAAAGAAACCCAACUACAGCAUGGAGAAAAGAAGCCAUUAAGGAGUGGCUGAUAGCGAAGGAGCACAACCACGGGACGACAUGCUGA